This is a messenger RNA of Lachancea fermentati, 1041 nucleotides long. NCBI's taxonomy places the organism in Eukaryota, Fungi, Ascomycota, Saccharomycetes, Saccharomycetales, Saccharomycetaceae. The record is from the annotation of a GenBank genome assembly.
AUGUAUUCCGCAGGUAUGCCCGGUAGUAUGCUGGGUAACACGAUGGGAACGCCCCUCCAGCUCGGCCAGACCCCGCAGGUGGCCGUCGCCCCCGGCCUUUCCAACUCCGCCGCCCCACACGCUCCGCUUCUCAAUUUGCAGGCAUCGCAGGGUGUUUCUGCACAGGCGGCGCCUGUGCAGCAGCCACAACAGCCGCAACCCGGCGCAAAGGGCAACACGCAUGCGCUCGACGACCCAAACGUCUACCACUGGAUUUGCCAGCUCACGUACGGCCCAAACAAGGAGCAAGCGCUACUGGAACUGGGCCGCAAGCGCGAGCAGUACGAGGACCUCGCGGUCGUGCUGUGGUCGUCGUUCGGCGUGGUCGCCGCCUUGCUUAACGAGAUCACCUCUGUGUACCCAAUGCUGUCGCCACCCACCCUUUCCAACCAGCUCAGCAACCGUGUGUGCAAUGCGCUCGUUCUGCUGCAAUGUGUCGCGUCGCACCCGGAAACCAAGACCCUGUUCUUGCAAGCUCAUAUACCUCUCCUGUUGUUCCCGUUCCUCAACACCACGUCGCGCCAGCGCACUUUCGAGUACCUGAGGCUCACGUCCCUGGGUGUUAUCGGCGCGCUGGUCAAAAAUGACUCUGCAGAGGUGAUCGCCUUCUUGCUGAGAACAGACAUCAUCCCGCUCUGUCUGCGCAUCAUGGAAUCCUCCUCCGAGCUCUCCAAGACCGUAGCCAUCUUCAUCCUCCAGAAAAUCCUGCUAGACGACGCUGGUCUUCAGUACAUUUGCGCCACGCCCGAACGAUUCCAUGCGGUUUCCCAAGUCCUCACAAACAUGGUCGACCAACUCACAUUACAACAGACCCCCGGCAGGCUUCUCAAGCACGUUGUUAGAUGUUAUCUGCGUCUCAGCGACAACCUCGAGGCUCGCAGACUGCUAAAACAAGUUCUCCCCCGCCAGCUGAAAGACAACACUUUUGGCGAGGUCCUCAGAGACGAUCUCGGCACCAAGCGUUGCCUUGCACAAUUGUUGUUGACUCUCAACGAGGACUGA